AUGUCGUCCGGUGCAAUGCAAUCAAAUGUAGGCAACCGCCAGGUUUACGAAGACGGUGACCAGAGGCCGCACGGUCACUCAGGAGGGCCCGCCCCCGGAGGCAAGCUUCCCCACCGCGCCCAAGACCCCCAGGACACCAGGUACACCUACAUCUCUUCUUCGCCCUACACCGAGCUCACACCCACACUCACACUCCACAGGAGCGAGCUGACGAUGCAGAACCGGCAAAAGCACGAUGAGAAGAAAGCCCGCGAGGCGGAGCGCGCGGCCGCGGGGCAGACGGUGAAGGACCCGCUCGCGCCCGCGACGAGACAGGGCCAUGAGCCGAGCCGGGGCGCGCAGGUCGAUGCGGAGCUCAAGGCGGAGGACGAGGCGCUGUUGGCGCAGAAGGUCAAGGAGAAGGGGCAGUGGGGGCCGAAGGUGAAUGAUGUCGAGUGA
This is a messenger RNA of Rhodofomes roseus, 438 nucleotides long. RefSeq lists its product as uncharacterized. The coding region runs from base 1 to 438 and encodes 145 amino acids. NCBI's taxonomy places the organism in Eukaryota, Fungi, Basidiomycota, Agaricomycetes, Polyporales, Fomitopsidaceae. The record is from RefSeq and is a predicted model, not a curated record. The transcript has 2 exons.